This is a messenger RNA of Adelges cooleyi (spruce gall adelgid), 935 nucleotides long. Its product is annotated as DNA-3-methyladenine glycosylase-like. Lineage: Eukaryota; Metazoa; Arthropoda; Insecta; Hemiptera; Adelgidae. The record is from RefSeq and is a predicted model, not a curated record. Bases 145 to 837 code for a protein of 230 amino acids. Gene Ontology annotation, molecular function: DNA binding; alkylbase DNA N-glycosylase activity. Gene Ontology annotation, biological process: base-excision repair. The transcript is spliced from 3 exons.
AACAUUAGAUUAUUAUUUAUUUUGUUUUGCUACCUAGUUCUAACUUCUAAUUACGUUUUUAUAAAUUAAACAAACUGAAUGUCUUGCUCUAUUGUAAUGUGAUCAUAAUAUUAUAUUGCUAUAAAGAAUAGAUCAUCAUAAAAUAUGGAUUCUGGAGAUACUUCAAAAUACUUCCAGAGUACUUGCAAAAGGCUUGCAGAAAGUUUUUUCAACACGUCAUGUGAAGCAUUGGCUAAAAAUCUAUUAGGGAAAGUCCUUGCUCGACGUUUAAAUGACGGAUGUAUAAUCAAAGGUAGAAUUGUAGAAACUGAAAGCUACUUGGGCGGUGAAGACGCUGCGUCUCAGUCUUACGGUAACAAAGUGACUCCAAGAAACGAACCUAUGUUUAUGAGUCCGGGAACGGCAUACGUAUAUUUCACUUACGGAAUGUACCAUUGUUUUAAUAUUUCAAGUCAAGGAGAAGGUGCCGCAGUAUUGUUGAGAGCUUUGGAACCUUUAGAGAACUUAGAAAGAAUGACUGAACUCCGGAAGCGGUAUCGUAAAAGUCCAAAAACUACAUUAAAAACUAAAGAUUUAUGUAAUGGUCCAGCAAAAUUAUGCAUAAGCCUUGCAAUUGAUAUAGAAACUUGUAAUAGACAAAAUCUUAUUUCUUGGGACGGUAUGUGGUUGGAGGAUGAUGGACAAGAUGAUUUAUGUAAGACUAUAGUCGCUGCUCCUAGAAUUGGUAUCAACUGUGAAAAAAAAUGGCAAAAUAAGUUACUACGUUUUUACAUUCAUGAUAAUCCGUAUGUCAGUAAAAUAGAAAAAGCUAAAAUGGAAUUUAUGCAACUUCCAUAGGAUUUUUGGUUCUUAUAAUCGAUUUUAAAAUUACGUUUCAUAAUAUCUAAGUUAUCCAAGUUCCAUGUUAUAAUAGAUUAUGAUUUCAAUGGUUUUAA